This is a messenger RNA of Tigriopus californicus, 1869 nucleotides long. RefSeq names its product 2-oxoglutarate and iron-dependent oxygenase JMJD4-like. Gene Ontology annotation, biological process: negative regulation of gene expression; protein hydroxylation; positive regulation of translational termination. Gene Ontology annotation, cellular component: nucleus; cytoplasm. Gene Ontology annotation, molecular function: sequence-specific DNA binding; histone H4R3 demethylase activity. The transcript has 2 exons. The record is from RefSeq and is a predicted model, not a curated record. NCBI's taxonomy places the organism in Eukaryota, Metazoa, Arthropoda, Copepoda, Harpacticoida, Harpacticidae. Bases 109 to 1323 code for a protein of 404 amino acids.
GGAAUUACUCUUGUCAAAUGUAUCCAACGAAAUACCCUCGUUUAGGUGAAUUGCCAAUAAGACUUGUUUGUCAUUAGUGUUAUUUCAUUUCAUUCCAUAGGAACUAGAAUGAAUACCGAGCUGGAUGUGGACUUGGCCACUUCGUCGGUUCGUGAAUUUGAAGCUGGUGUCGAAAGCAGUUUUGACGUACUCGACCAACCCCUAUCUUAUGUCCAGUUCUUCCAUCGUUAUAUCUUAUCAAAUCGACCUUGCCUCCUUAAGAAAGGUCUAAUUGAACACUGGUCCAGUCGUAAGGAUUGGAUCGAUGGCGCAGGGAAUCCAAACAUGGACUUUAUCGAAUCAUUGGUCCCGAAACAUCAAAUGGUGCCUGUGUCCAUGUGUGAUACUCAGUUCUUUAACUCUCAAAAAUGUGAAGAAAUGAAAAUGCAAGAGUAUCAAGAUUAUUGGCGAAAGCUAUGCUCCUCCAAAAGCUCAACUGUAUCGCCCAAAUACCUCAAAGAUUGGCAUUUCUAUAGAGAUUGCCCCAACUAUAAGGCUUAUGAAACACCCGAAUACUUUUGCUCUGAUUGGCUCAACGAGUUUUGCGAGCGCGAUGAAGCACCUCAAAAAGAUGAUUACAGAUUCGUAUACAUUGGACCAGCCGGAAGUUGGACUCCUUUACACUUUGAUGUGUUCGGCUCCUUCAGUUGGUCGGCCAAUAUCGUGGGACAGAAACACUGGAUUCUCUUUCCACCCGACGAGAAACUACACCUAUGUGACCCUCGUGGCCAACUCCUGUACGAUGUCGAGGACUCCACGACCAGAGGAUUGCCACAAAUGUCUCAAAUACGUCGGAGAUUUGACGUAAUUCAAAACGAAGGCGAUGUCAUAUUUGUACCUUCCUUGUGGAUUCAUCAGGUUCGGAAUGUCCGCCCAACGAUAUCCAUCAAUCACAAUUGGUUCAAUGGAGCAAACAUCUCUGUGAUCGUGGAAGAGAUACUAGCGGCUUUGAAAGAUGUUCAGGCCGAGAUUCAAGAUUGCCGAGUAGGCUCCUCGGAUCAGGAAUGGGACGAGCUUUGCGAAAAAGUUCUAAAAGGAAAUCAUGGCAUGAGCGUUGGUGAUCUAAUUUGUUUGCUUGAGUACGUUGGAAAAAGACGAGUUCAAUGCUUGGAGGGCACCAUACAGGUCUCGUUUGAUGGCCGAGCUCUGACACAAAAUCAUUGCACUUUCGACCUGAUUGCCAUUGUUAAAGCAUUGAAACACAUCCAGACGAACGAGAUUAGCCCCAAGAUUCAUUCUUCAACCAUCGCAAAGCUUUUGACCAGGUUUGAACCGAAAAUUUAAAAGACUCAUUUCUAUUUGAAUUGUCCAAAUACAAAACUACAUUCACAAACGUGCUUUGCUGUACCUGGUCGUAGAUUUUCAAGAAGCUUUUGCCCAAAUGUCAUUUGCACUCAAAGCAAUGAGAUAAUGUCACCACGAUAUCGAUGAGGAAAAUUACCUUAGAAAAUGCACUUAUCACUCUCUAGAUGAGUUUGGUGUAUGCAAAUUCGAUUUCCAUGGGGCGACUCUUUUCCUUGCGUUCCCCAAUUGGCUCCAGGCUCUUUUAUGACGUAUUUUGGUUUUCGAGUUGUCAUCCAUGUAUGUAAAUAGCUAUGGUUUUUGGAGUUGGAAAUGGUUUCAUAAGGGACCUUGUUUACGAUGCUUAGACAGAACUGCAGUUGCCUCAUGUGGAUCAGUUGAUGGUGGUGCAUUUUCAUUCUAACUCGGUUCAGUCACGUGAGAGACCAAUGCCAUCCUGAUCGUAAAUUCUGAAAUGAAAGACUUAUAUCAAUAUUGUAUUUGCCGAUUAAUCAAUAAAAUGCCGAUAAUCGAUUGUGUAAAAAUUCA